Molecule: messenger RNA, 1977 nt
Organism: Emiliania huxleyi CCMP1516
Lineage: Eukaryota; Haptophyta; Isochrysidales; Noelaerhabdaceae
Exons: 2
Coding region: 1-1977 (658 amino acids)
Source: RefSeq, a predicted model, not a curated record
AUGUCUCUCUUAGCUCUGGGUCGCAAUGGGCGAUCCCAGGCGGGAGCAGAGGCCAGUGGCCUCGAUUCUCUGAUGGGCUGGGCCUACACUACGAUCGAGUUCACGUUAUUCCUCUGGUCGAUCGCCGUGGGCCUCGCUUAUGACGGUCUUGCAGCCCUUCUCACUAGCCGGGUCUACCGUGCCGGGGCUGGGGCAGUCCUCCUCUACCUGCUGGGUACCACCCUGAUUGAGCUGGUGACAAGCGGUGACGGGGGACCUGAGCUCCUCUUCUUCCUCAGGAUGGGCGUCUUCGUCUACUGUGUCGGCUAUCAGGUUCGCGCACUCUGUGACUACACCCCUGUCCGCGUCCUCCUCCUCCUCAGUGGAGGGUACCCCUUGUUCCGCCACGGGGCGGCGGCGAUUGCCGAGCCGUUCCGGGACUACGCGGCGAUGGGCCCUUAUGCAGGUGUGCUCCUCACCUUCUCCGCCAUCUACCUCGCCACGCGCUCCAUGGGGCGGCACGUUGGCUACUUCAUGGACACGUACAUCAAGACGUACGUGCUUGAGACCCAGAUCGAUUCCCUGCUCCGCCGAGUCCGUGGAGGCGGUGCUCAUGCUGACGAGCCUUCAGAAGAGUCGGUCUCCCUCCUCCACGCCUAUCUCCGAGCCCGCGGUGGCCUGCUUUGCACGCUUUCCGUCGCCGUUUACCAGUACGGCCUUGUCAUGAUCCCGCUACUAGUCCUCGGGGGGCUCGGGGGAGUCGGCGCUGUUUGCCCUUCGUGUGGCAGCUCGAUCGCAUCCUGCACCUACGACACAGAUCAACGGUGCCCGACCAUCACCAUUGUCGCGACCAACGCGUCGGCGAUGGCAGGCGUCGGAGUCGUGAGUACCGUCACUCUUGCCACCCUCAUCCGGCCGCGCUACCUGCGCAUCUUUGGGACGAACGCCCUUCAGGCCCUUGUGGCGAUGCGCCGCCGCCCAGCCGCGGGCACGCCCUUCUCCAUCACUGCCGAUACCUCCAAGGGCGAUAUCGUCCAGGCCAUCUCCGCCGGACGCAUCUGCCAGAUGGAGGCAUUCGAUCCCAAGGACCAUUGGGGCGUUCGGGACUUUGAUGUCUCGUUCGUCGACGGGUUGAGGGGCAUGUGGGUGCGCUUCCGGAAGAUCAAGCAGGAUCAGCUGCAGGAGCGCCCCGAGGCGAGGGAAGGGGCCGACUGGUCGUUUGUUGGCGACGUCCCCGACCCAGAGUACAGCAUCGUCACGUGGUUUGUUCGGCUGAUGCAGUUCCACAUCCGGCGGCCCCACACGCCCGGCCAGCCACGCCCGCCGACCGAGUGUUUCUUCCUCGAGGACCUCGAUCGGCGUCGGCCUCUCAUCUACAACGUUGCACUCGGGCGUUUCAAGGAUCUCCAGCUGCGUGCCGGCGUUCCCGAGGAUGAUUUGUAUGCCUUUCAUGGGCUACGCGUCCGCGGCUACAAUGGCACUGUCUGGAAGCUCGGCGAGGCGGUCGCUCAGGCCCAUGGGCUUUGGAAGAGCGAGGCGCACAAGCGCUACCGGCGUUUCAAGAUGUCGCUCGUCGCGCGCAUCCCUGCUGCAAUCUGGGAGCUUGUCGAGGGCGAGGAGGAUGACGCUGACGAGGGCGGCGACGGGGCCGACGACCAGGAGCCGGACCCCCAGCCUCGCGCCGCGCCUGUCGUGCGCGCCACUCGGGCGACGCUUCGGACCACGGGGGACGACGCCGCUCAGCGGGCAGCCAGUGCGCCUCCCGUUCGCCCGCCCCCGCCCCCCGUCGUCGCCGUUGAGGGGAUGGCCGAGGGCGAGCCUUUGCGGAUGGAUGACAUUCUACUUCCUCCGGGGUGGUCGUCCAGCAGUGAGGGGGGUUUCGUUGGUCCAGAUGGGCAGCAGGCCCCAAGCCGCGAUGCGGCGUGGGGGGCCGUCAUUGGCAGCGUCGUCGAGUCGUCGGCAGCUGCCAUCCAGCGUGCUCUGCGCCAGGAUUCUUGA